This is a messenger RNA of Poeciliopsis prolifica (blackstripe livebearer), 5426 nucleotides long. RefSeq names its product MANSC domain containing 1 (gene mansc1). Lineage: Eukaryota; Metazoa; Chordata; Actinopteri; Cyprinodontiformes; Poeciliidae. Bases 1099 to 2433 code for a protein of 444 amino acids. The record is from RefSeq and is a predicted model, not a curated record. The transcript has 4 exons.
UGCAAGAUAACACUUCCUGUUAUCUUGCUGAUAAUAGGAAGUGGACUAUAAAAAUAAAAGCUGUGUUUUUUGAACCUCUUUAAAAAGUCCUGUUUCGUUUCUUCUCUUGAACAGUUCAGUUUAAAACAGUUCAGUUUAAAUUACUGAUGUUCCGAGACAAUGACUUCAUCGGCAUCAAAGGAUUCAGAAUCAACUCCAGCUUUUAUUUUGAUAAUCCACUUCCGCUCAUCAGCAAGUUCCAUAAACAUUUCUUUUGGAGCCUGAGCUUGCUAACUGAACAUUCAGACUAAAUAUUUAGUUGGUAAACUAGUAACGAACAGUGAUGUUCAAUUAGCUUCCAGCUAACAAAACCUUCCUGCAUUUGAUGUUCAUAACACUAAAUUAUUAUGAAGAUGAAUAAUAAUUUGUAAUUCUGGGCCCCAGAUGCUCUGAAGGGGCCCAGAUCAGAUUCUGGGGCCGGCCCUGUUCAGCGGGUGUUAAAUGCUCUAACAGCUUUCCAUACAGCAGAUACUGGUUUCUCCAUGGAGACCAUCUUCUCUUUCAGAUGUUUUCUCCAUCAGAUCUUUAAUCAUUGAUUAAUAAACUGGUUUCAUGUUCCGUCCUCUGCAGCUGAGGCCCAUAAAGCGUCUUUCUAGCAAUAAUUGAUGUUUGUUAUUUUCGGGGCUUGUUUUGCUCAGACUGGAGCUGCAGGUUCUUCCCUCCCCCUUCCAGAGGACAAAGACUAAAAUGGGUCAGACUGAGGAGAGCAGCAGCGGAACCUGCGCACCAGCAUCCGGAGGCAGAGAGCAGCUGCUGGCCGCCUUGCAGGCGCUCUGAGCGGGACGUGCUGCCGGUUCCCUCCUUCCUGCUCCGCUUUUCUUUCGUUCCCAACAUGUCGUCCUGGGAUGGCUGAGGCCGCUAACUGAGACUGAACUGGUUCUGGUGAACUGGACCCGCUGAAUUCCUCCAGCCUGCAGUGAAGCACCGACCCGCCGCCACACACUGACCGCCGGAGGACGAUGGAGGCCGGGCUGAGCUGAACGGAGCCCCGCUGACCGCUCAGAACCUCCACUGGAUCCGUUUUGAGGCCUUUGUGAUCCCAGCCGAAACUCCGCAGCCAUGACUCCCCAGGCCGACCUCCGACCUUUGCCCUGGCUGCUCAUCGUGAUGCUGCUGAUGUCAUUUCCUGCUGCAGCUCUGGAACCGGAGAUGUGUUUCUACCGGCAGCAUCAGGGCGCCGCCGUCAACGUCCGGGCGGCGCUGAGCCGGGACGCGGCGGCCAUGAUGGCCCAGUCGAAGCUGUCAGAGCAGGACUGCGUCAAGGCCUGCUGCUCCACAGAGGUCGGAACAGGCGCUCGGUGCAACACGGCCAUGUUCAAAGCCAACAAACACCCUGGCGAAGGCAACUGCCUGCUGUUCCACUGUCCCACCGAGUCAGACUGUCCUCUGAUGAAAACCACCGAGGGCAGCAACACCUCCGACAUCUACAAAGGUUUAAGUCAUCCACCCACACUGAGACCUCUUCCCAUGACAACCACACUCCAUCCUACCAGCACCUCCACCUCUAUCACAUCAGCACCAACUACACCAGCCACCAGCACAAUCGGCACACCGACCACUGCCCAGGCACUGCACUCCACCCCAGAGCCUUCCCCACCCAUCAUCAUCAUUGCCACAGAGCCUGCAGGGACUCCACCCACCAACACCACCACAACCACCACCAUGGGAUCCUCUCCCACCAGAAAACCCAACAAAACCAGCAAGAAGCAAAACAAAACCACCAAGAAAGGAAAAUCUCAUCCAAUCCUCACCACCACCACCCAAACAGCUCCCAGCUCCAUGACAUCACUUCCUGGUGAAACAGGAAGGAAGGAGGUGGAAGAUAAACAUUCUAGUGUUCUAGAAACUACAACUUCAGCUACAACCACCACUGUGGCUCCAACCACCAGUACAACCAGUACAACCCCAACGACUACAGCCACCUUCUCCACCGCCCAGCGUACCUCCACCUCCGCCCAGCGUACCUCCACCUCCGCCCAGCGUACCUCCACCUCCGCCCAGCGUACCUCCACCACCGCCCAGCGUACCUCCACCUCCGCCCAGCGUACCUCCACCUCCGCCCAGCGUACCUCCACCACUGCCCAGCGUACCUCCACCACCGAGCCAACCGCCACAGUGACAGCUCAAUCGCCAAGUCUGAUCUUCAUUCCCAAAGACCCGGUCCAGACAGAGCCGGACCUCCAACCGGGCCACCCCACCCUGAACUCCAGCUCCAGCCGGGGGAAAGUGGUGGCGGCCCAGGGGGCGCUGAAGGGCGGUGUGUUGGCCUUCAUGGUGCUGGCGCUGGCCGUGCUGACGCUGGCGCUGGCGGUGGGCGGCCGGAAGGCCAUGGAGUCCUUCGACCGGCGCCAUUACACCAGACUGGAGCUCAACGACUUGCACUAUGAGAUUUAACGGGAAAAUCCAACAUUUCUGCAUAAGGUUGUUUAAGUAUUACCUGCACAACUCUGAACGUCAGAGAAUCCUGCUCUCUGAUUGGUCGGACUCUCCAUUACCCACAGAUAGUCCCCGCCCCUAGGCGUGGACAGAGAAACUGUUCAGUCAUUUUUAAGGAUUUUACAAAUGAAAUUUACAGAUGAGUUAAAUCAGAUGUGGUUUAAUUAGGUUUUUAAACCUGUGUAGUUCUAAUAACCACCACUAGAUGUCAUCCUUUUUUCUGUUAAUUCAGUGACUGUCCCUUCGGCAGUGACGUGCGGUGAGGUUUAUCAUAAUCAUAUCUACAGAUGCAGACCCUGCAUGUUAUUGUUUACAUAUGGAGGGUAACAAUAACAACUCUGAAUGUUCUGUUACCUCAAUCAGACUUGGACAUGUACAUCAUAUUCAUUUCAUAUUCAAACCGUUAAAGUCCAACUCAAAACCAUUUCUUUCUCACUCUGUCCGAGCGCAGCUACGUGCAGACUCGUUGCCAUAGCAUCUGACAACAAAACAAAAAAUGUAUAUUUUUUUGUUUCCCACACAAAGAUCAGAACAUUCAGUCUGUUGCAGUAGUUUGGUUUUAGGCUUAAUGUUUAUUUUGUGAUUAUUAAUAAGUGAUUGAUGGAGUAAGAGGAGAAAACUAUAAAUAUAUCGCUGCACUUUACAACAACCACGGCUAGCUCCAGGGCUAGCUCCAGGGCUAGCUCCAGGGCUAGCUCCAGGGUUAGCUCCACGGUUAGCUUCAGGGCUAGCUCCAGGGUUAGCUCCAGGGCUAGCUCCAGGGUUAGCUCCAGGGCUAAGCUCCAGGGCUAGCUCCAGGGCUAAGCUCCAGGGCUAGCUCCCCGGCUAGCUCCAGGGCUAGCUCCACGGUUAGCUCCCCGGCUAGCUCCAGGGCUUGCUCCCCGGCUACCUCCAGGACUAGCUCCCCGGCUAGCUCCAGGACUAGCUCCCCGGCUAGCUCCAGGGCUAGCUCCACGGUUAGCUCCAGGGCUAGCUCCCCGGCUACCUCCAGGGCUAGCUCCCCGGCUAGCUCCAGGGCUAGCUCCAGGGUUAGCUCCAGGGCUAGCUCCAUGGUUAGCUCCCCGGCUAGCUCCAGGGUUAGCUCCAAGGCUAGCUCCACGGUUAGCUCCAGGGCUAGCUCCACGGUUAGCUCCAGGGCUAGCUCCACGGUUAGCUCCACGGUUAGCUCCACGGUUAGCUCCAGGGCUAGCUCCACGGUUAGCUCCAUGGUUAGCUCCAGGGCUAGCUCCAGGGUUAGCUCCAGGGCUAGCUCCAUGGUUAGCUCCCCGGCUAGCUCCAGGGUUUGCUCCAAGGCUAGCUCCACGGUUAGCUCCAGGGCUAGCUCCACGGUUAGCUCCAGGGCUAGCUCCAGGGCUAAGCUCCACGGUUAGCUCCAGGGCUAGCUCCACGGUUAGCUCCAGGGCUAGCUCCAUGGUUAGCUCCCCGGCUAGCUCCAGGGCUAGCUCCACGGUUAGCUCCAGGGCUAGCUCCACGGUUAGCUCCAUGGUUAGCUCCAGGGCUAGCUCCACGGUUAGCUCCACGGUUAGCUCCAGGGCUAGCUCCACGGUUAGCUCCAUGGUUAGCUCCAGGGCUAGCUCCAGUCUGUUCUCUGGUUUCUGAUCGCUGCUCAGCAUAAACACGUUACACACACAGUUGGAGGCAAGAAACACUGAACAUUAUAUAGAUGAGCUUAAUGAUGGAAUAUCAGUUGAUAUAUGAAAUGUUUUUUAACCAUUUUAUUGGCGCCGUUCAGACAGGAGGAGCUGCUGCCACAGACUGGCAGCCAGUGAGACGUUGAUUAGUCCAGCUGAGGCGCGGCUUCCUGCUGCCUCACCUUCUGAGCAUUUGAAUGGGAAAAUGGGAAAAUUCAGCGAUUUUGAAGAAAAAAAUCAUCAGAAUUGGUUAAGCUGCAUGACAAAUAAAUACUUUACAGUACAAACCACAGGGUGAAAAUAGCAAUAUAAAUUGUUUUAUCAUUAUUUAUUAUUUUUCCAUGAUGACAGAUGAGCCUCUCCUUCACUAGUCCGCACGUGUCACUGCACUUAGGGUUAUUAGUGUUAAAUUGGACAAAUUUAAAUUUCUGAAUAAUGUACCCUAAAUUAUGAAUACAUUUACAAUUUAUAGGAAAAUAUUUGUUCAUUUCUGAUAAGGAACCAAAACUGUGAAAAGUUUUCCAAAAUCAGAGCUUUGAAGGCCUCUCUACGUUCAUUUCAGUGAUUUAAAGAAAUCCUAAGCUAACCAAGAUGAAAUAAUUUACUGCUGAUAAACAUACUGCUAAAACCAGUUCCGCCUCCAGAGGGAACGCUCCGAUGUGAACACAGAAACGGUCUGAUUUAUGAAGGUUCCUCCUGGCCCACCUGGUUCCUCCUGGCCCACCUGGUUCCUCCUGGUCCUCCUGGUUCCUCCAGGUUCCUCCUGGUUUCUCCUGGUUUCUCCUGGUUCCCCAAAAACCUGACAGCAAUACUGCCCUCCCCCCAGCGACUCUCAGGAAGCCUCUGAAGCGGAGACUCCAGAUGCAGAUCAGAACUCGCUGUGCACGCUCCUGCAUGUCCUCUGGGCCUAUGGUGACCUUUGAACCCACAGGUUCACUGUAGAUGUCAUAUCCACUGUGUGUUUUUGUAUUUCCACCAGGAUUCCCGCCGUGGAUCCAAUCCUUUAUAAACUGAUGCACUACUGUGUUGUGUGUUUUUGAUAAUCAGCUGCUGUACAUAUUCCUGGUUGGUUUUCAUAGCUCAGAGGAAAAUGGCCGCCACUAUUUUCUUAUAAUAAACACAUUUUACUGGGUGUAUGUUUUAGACAGGCUGCUGCUGCGGCACCUCUCCAGCAGGAGGCAGCAGCGGGCUGGUCACGUUUCAGUUUUACUCUAAUUAUCGACAUGGAUGGUGACGUUUGGUGCCGUUUUGUCAAGUGAUGCUUUCAUAUAACUGAAUUUAAUGUUUUGUUGUAAAGAUUAAAACAAUGUGAUUUUUGAA